This is a messenger RNA of Closterium sp. Naga37s-1, 3963 nucleotides long. NCBI's taxonomy places the organism in Eukaryota, Viridiplantae, Streptophyta, Zygnematophyceae, Desmidiales, Closteriaceae. The record is from the annotation of a GenBank genome assembly.
AUGAUCGUACCACGACAAUCCCGUGCCCCGACCGGUACACACCCCUUGCUCGGGUCCCCCCUUCAUAGUCACACCCCCCUGCCCCCUCAUGCCAUCCGCUCCCCCCGCCCCUACCCUCCGCGUGCCCGCUCCCUCGCCGCCUCUUUUGACCCUCCCUGCCCCCCUCGCCGUUACCCACCGCUCGCCAUUCGCUCCUCCCCGCCCGUGCCCUCCCCUCGUUUACCUUCGCCUCCCCCCUCCCCUCCUCUGCUGCACGCCUCUUCCUUCCCCUCGCUAACCCACUCCACUCCCUGCCCCUCCUCAAUCCGCACCCUGCCCCUCGUUUCUCGCCCCCCUACGCUUGGUUUCUCCCCUCCCUGCCCCUCGCCGCCUUUCUCCGCUCCCCACCUCCCCCCUCUCCCUGCCCCCCCACUCUCCUCCACUUGCCCUUGGCUUCCCACCUCCCUGCCCCACCUUUCCCCCCUCCGUGUGCUCAGCUUCUCCCCUCCCUGCCUCUCCCUCCUCCCCGCCCUGCCCCUCAUUUUCCGCCCCCCCACGCCCGGUUUCUCCCCUCCCUGCACCUCCCUUUCUUUCUCCGUGCCUCUCCUUUGCUCCCUCCCUGCCCCCGCCUGCCCAUGCCCCUGUCUUUGGUUUCUCCCCUCCCUGCCCCACGUUUCUUCCCUCCCUGAGAUCACCUUGUACCCCCUCUGCCCCUCCCUUGUUCUCCCCGCACCCAUUGCUUCUCCCCUCCCUGCCCUUGAUUUCCCGCACCCCUGCCCUUGUUUCCUACCAUCCAUGCCCCUCGUUUCCCCUCUUUGUACGUUCACCCUCUUCCCUCCCUGCCCCUCCCUUCCUCCCCCCCUGCCCUUUGCUUUCCCCUCCCCCUGCCCGUUGCUGCCCCUCCCCUUGCCCCCUCAACUCCCCUGCCCCCCGUACACCCCACUCCCGUCCAACCGCCCCCACCCUCCCCCGGCUGCCCGUUUCCGCUCUCCACCCCCGCGACCGUGUGCGGCUUCCAACCGCCCAACGGUGUCACACCCCCUGCCCCCUCAUGCCAUCCGCUCCCCCCGCCCCUACCCUCCGCGUGCCCGCUCCCUCGCCGCCUCUUUUGACCCUCCCUGCCCCCCUCGCCGUUACCCACCGCUCGCCAUUCGCUCCUCCCCGCCCGUGCCCUCCCCUCGUUUACCUUCGCCUCCCCCCUCCCCUCCUCUGCUGCACGCCUCUUCCUUCCCCUCGCUAACCCACUCCACUCCCUGCCCCUCCUCAAUCCGCACCCUGCCCCUCGUUUCUCGCCCCCCUAUGCUUGGUUUCUCCCCCCCUGCCCUUUGCUUUCCCCUCGUUACGCUCCCUUCUCCCCAUCCCUGCUGCCCUCUUACCACCAUCAGCCCCCCCUGCCCGUUGCUGCCCCUCCCCUUGCCCCCUCAACUCCCCUGCCCCCCGUACACCCCACUCCCGUCCAACCGCCCCCACCCUCCCCCGGCUGCCCGUUUCCGCUCUCCACCCCCGCGACCGUGUGCGGCUUCCAACCGCCCAACGGUGUCACACCCCCUGCCCCCUCAUGCCAUCCGCUCCCCCCGCCCCUACCCUCCGCGUGCCCGCUCCCUCGCCGCCUCUUUUGACCCUCCCUGCCCCCCUCGCCGUUACCCACCGCUCGCCAUUCGCUCCUCCCCGCCCGUGCCCUCCCCUCGUUUACCUUCGCCUCCCCCCUCCCCUCCUCUGCUGCACGCCUCUUCCUUCCCCUCGCUAACCCACUCCACUCCCUGCCCCUCCUCAAUCCGCACCCUGCCCCUCGUUUCUCGCCCCCCUAUGCUUGGUUUCUCCCCCCCUGCCCUUUGCUUUCCCCUCGUUACGCUCCCUUCUCCCCAUCCCUGCUGCCCUCUUACCACCAUCAGCCCCCCCUGCCCGUUGCUGCCCCUCCCCUUGCCCCCUCAACUCCCCUGCCCCCCGUACACCCCACUCCCGUCCAACCGCCCCCACCCUCCCCCGGCUGCCCGUUUCCGCUCUCCACCCCCGCGACCGUGUGCGGCUUCCAACCGCCCAACGGUGUCACACCCCCUGCCCCCUCAUGCCAUCCGCUCCCCCCGCCCCUACCCUCCGCGUGCCCGCUCCCUCGCCGCCUCUUUUGACCCUCCCUGCCCCCCUCGCCGUUACCCACCGCUCGCCAUUCGCUCCUCCCCGCCCGUGCCCUCCCCUCGUUUACCUUCGCCUCCCCCCUCCCCUCCUCUGCUGCACGCCUCUUCCUUCCCCUCGCUAACCCACUCCACUCCCUGCCCCUCCUCAAUCCGCACCCUGCCCCUCCCCCUGCCCGUUGCUGCCCCUCCCCUUGCCCCCUCAACUCCCCUGCCCCCCGUACACCCCACUCCCGUCCAACCGCCCCCACCCUCCCCCGGCUGCCCGUUUCCGCUCUCCACCCCCGCGACCGUUCCACACCCCCUGCCCCCUCAUGCCAUCCGCUCCCCCCGCCCCUACCCUCCGCGUGCCCGCUCCCUCGCCGCCUCUUUUGACCCUCCCUGCCCCCCUCGCCGUUACCCACCGCUCGCCAUUCGCUCCUCCCCGCCCGUGCCCUCCCCUCGUUUACCUUCGCCUCCCCCCUCCCCUCCUCUGCUGCACGCCUCUUCCUUCCCCUCGCUAACCCACUCCACUCCCUGCCCCUCCUCAAUCCGCACCCUGCCCCUCGUUUCUCGCCCCCCUACGCUUGGUUUCUCCCCUCCCUGCCCCUCGCCGCCUUUCUCCGCUCCCCACCUCCCCCCUCUCCCUGCCCCCCCACUCUCCUCCACUUGCCCUUGGCUUCCCACCUCCCUGCCCCACCUUUCCCCCCUCCGUGUGCUCAGCUUCUCCCCUCCCUGCCUCUCCCUCCUCCCCGCCCUGCCCCUCAUUUUCCGCCCCCCCACGCCCGGUUUCUCCCCUCCCUGCACCUCCCUUUCUUUCUCCGUGCCUCUCCUUUGCUCCCUCCCUGCCCCCGCCUGCCCAUGCCCCUGUCUUUGGUUUCUCCCCUCCCUGCCCCACGUUUCUUCCCUCCCUGAGAUCACCUUGUACCCCCUCUGCCCCUCCCUUGUUCUCCCCGCACCCAUUGCUUCUCCCCUCCCUGCCCUUGAUUUCCCGCACCCCUGCCCUUGUUUCCUACCAUCCAUGCCCCUCGUUUCCCCUCUUUGUACGUUCACCCUCUUCCCUCCCUGCCCCUCCCUUCCUCCCCCCCUGCCCUUUGCUUUCCCCUCGUUACGCUCCCUUCUCCCCAUCCCUGCUGCCCUCUUACCACCAUCAGCCCCCCCUGCCCGUUGCUGCCCCUCCCCUUGCCCCCUCAACUCCCCUGCCCCCCGUACACCCCACUCCCGUCCAACCGCCCCCACCCUCCCCCGGCUGCCCGUUUCCGCUCUCCACCCCCGCGACCGUGUGCGGCUUCCAACCGCCCAACGGUGUCACACCCCCUGCCCCCUCAUGCCAUCCGCUCCCCCCCGCCCCUACCCUCCGCGUGCCCGCUCCCUCGCCGCCUCUUUUGACCCUCCCUGCCCCCCUCGCCGUUACCCACCGCUCGCCAUUCGCUCCUCCCCGCCCGUGCCCUCCCCUCGUUUACCUUCGCCUCCCCCCUCCCCUCCUCUGCUGCACGCCUCUUCCUUCCCCUCGCUAACCCACUCCACUCCCUGCCCCUCCUCAAUCCGCACCCUGCCCCUCGUUUCUCGCCCCCCUAUGCUUGGUUUCUCCCCCCCUGCCCUUUGCUUUCCCCUCGUUACGCUCCCUUCUCCCCAUCCCUGCUGCCCUCUUACCACCAUCAGCCCCCCCUGCCCGUUGCUGCCCCUCCCCUUGCCCCCUCAACUCCCCUGCCCCCCGUACACCCCACUCCCGUCCAACCGCCCCCACCCUCCCCCGGCUGCCCGUUUCCGCUCUCCACCCCCGCGACCGUGUGCGGCUUCCAACCGCCCAACGGUGGUGCGCACGGGGCGUUUCUUCGCGCGGGCAAGCCUCCCCGGGGGCCCCCCACCCCGCUGA